AUGGCUUCGGCGGUAACCAAGGCGGUCCUCUCCCCGCCUCUGCGGCGGGCAAUCGCGCAAUCGCGCGGAUUCCAGACGAGCUCCAAGAGCCUUCUCCCAUCAAGCUUCGGCAUCGGCUCCAGCAUUCCUCCCUCCUACUUCCAGAAGCCUUCCCUCCCCGCCAAUACCGUCGUCCGCUUCGUCCCUCAGCAGACAGCAUGGAUCGUUGAGCGCAUGGGCAAGUUCAACCGCAUCCUUGACCCCGGUCUGGCUAUUCUCGUCCCCUUUAUCGACCGCAUUGCCUACGUCAAGUCGUUGAAGGAAGUCGCCAUUGAAAUUCCCAGCCAGAGCGCCAUUACCGCCGACAACGUGACGCUUGAGCUGGAUGGCGUCCUCUACACGCGCGUCUUUGACGCCUACAAAGCCAGCUACGGAGUUGAAGACGCCGAAUAUGCCAUCUCCCAGCUGGCCCAGACUACGAUGCGCUCCGAGAUCGGUCAGCUGACCCUCGACCACGUUCUCAAGGAGCGCGCAGCUCUGAACACCAACAUUACCGCCGCCAUCAACGAGGCCGCCCAAGCCUGGGGUGUUACCUGCCUGCGAUACGAGAUCCGCGAUAUCCACGCUCCCGAUGGCGUGGUCGAAGCCAUGCACCGACAGGUCACUGCCGAGCGAUCGAAGCGAGCCGAGAUUUUGGACUCCGAGGGUCAGCGACAGUCAGCCAUCAACAUUGCCGAGGGUAAGAAGCAGAGUGUCAUUCUUGCUUCCGAGGCCAUGCGCGCCGAGCAGAUCAACAGAGCAUCCGGUGAAGCGGAGGCCAUUCUCAUGAAGGCUAAGGCAACGGCAGCUGGUAUCGAUGCCAUCGCGAAAAGCAUUGCUGAAGGCGAAGAUGCGGCCAAGGGCGCCGUCAGUUUGUCCGUGGCCGAGAAGUAUGUGGACGCGUUUGCCAAGCUGGCCAAGGAGAGCACGGCUGUUGUUGUUCCCGGCAAUGUCGGUGACAUCGGUGGCAUGAUCGCCACUGGUCUGAGUGUCUAUGGCAAGGUCGGCGAGGCCCAGGCCAAGACCAUGGCGAAGCAGAUUGUCAACCGCGACUCGGCCCAGGAGGCGGAGGAAGGCGAGAAUGAUAAGCCCAAGCAGCUCAAGGACUCUGUGUUGGAGAGCUUCGACCAGGCAGCAGGAAAGAGCUGA
This is a messenger RNA of Colletotrichum truncatum, 1167 nucleotides long. Its product is annotated as cell division cycle 20-like protein cofactor-apc complex. Gene Ontology annotation, cellular component: membrane; mitochondrion. Gene Ontology annotation, biological process: mitochondrion organization. NCBI's taxonomy places the organism in Eukaryota, Fungi, Ascomycota, Sordariomycetes, Glomerellales, Glomerellaceae. The record is from RefSeq and is a predicted model, not a curated record.